This is a messenger RNA of Eutrema salsugineum, 1089 nucleotides long. Its product is annotated as ribosomal RNA processing protein 36 homolog. NCBI's taxonomy places the organism in Eukaryota, Viridiplantae, Streptophyta, Magnoliopsida, Brassicales, Brassicaceae. The record is from RefSeq and is a predicted model, not a curated record. Gene Ontology annotation, biological process: maturation of SSU-rRNA from tricistronic rRNA transcript (SSU-rRNA, 5.8S rRNA, LSU-rRNA). Gene Ontology annotation, cellular component: 90S preribosome; nucleolus. Bases 104 to 850 code for a protein of 248 amino acids. The transcript has 10 exons.
UACAAUCCCGUUCUCAGUUGUAUCGUUAUUUCAAUACUUCUCGGCUUCUCGCGCCGUUCUCCGACAAUUCAUCGUUCUCUUUACCAAGUUUCACGUGUUGACAAUGAAAGGAGCGGGUAAGUUUGAACCGAGUUCGAGUAAAAUAGUUUUCGAGGACAGUGAAGAAGAUGAAAAAGCGCUCUCGUGUUCUUCUGUGUCUUCUUCUGAUGAGGAAGACGAAACAAAAAAUGAGUUAACAUUGGAGGAAAUACAUAAAUUGCGGGCUGAUGGAUCUCGUGCAGCUCCCUUGAAACCAUUUCAAGUGAAGAAAACGAGUCGUGCAAACAAAAACAGACCAAUGGAGUUAAGCUCGAAAAGACCCGUGAGUCGAUAUAGAGAGGUAGUCCAAGUUCCAAAGAAGGUGGUUCGCGAUCCUCGAUUCGACUCAUUGAUUGGAAAAGUUGACCCUGAGGGGUUUAGGAAGCGAUACAGUUUCUUCUUCGAGGGAAAACUUCCUGCAGAAAGAGAGGAACUGAAAAAGCAGCUAAAGAAAACAAAGAAUCCAGAAGAGGUCAACGAAUUGAAGGACCGGUUAAAUUAUGUUGAGAAAAUGUUGAAAUAUGAGCCAUCAUCAACUUAUAGCAAAGGAAAAGCAAUACUAACAGAACACAAAAAGAAAGAACGCGAAGCCGCAAAGGAGGGGAAAAAGCCUUACUAUCUCAAAAAAUCGGAAAUCCGAAAGCAAACACUCAUUGAGAAGUACAACAGUCUCAAGGAAUCUGGGAAGCUUUCAUCGUUUCUUGACAAGCGUAGGAAGAAGAAUGCAACAAAGGAUCACAGGUACAUGCCCUAUCGUCGAGCCGAUGCCUGAGAGUAAUAGAGAGAGACAAUUCUGCUUUCAGGCCGAUCGUUUACACCAUGAUGGGCUUUAUGGCAGUCGCUGUGAUGUAUUAGUACUAAAAUUUAUGCCGAGAAUAAGCCAAAUGAGGCUUUACUAUUUUUUGUUCUUUUUUGCGUUAUUUAAAGCCAAAUCCGGUUCAAAUGCUGCUUCGUUGUUGAUGGUUCUUAAUGAUACGAUAGACUCUUGAAGGUUCAGAGGGUUCGAAUCUA